Vicia faba (fava bean) is the source of this 381-nucleotide messenger RNA. The record is from the annotation of a GenBank genome assembly. Lineage: Eukaryota; Viridiplantae; Streptophyta; Magnoliopsida; Fabales; Fabaceae.
AUGCAAAGUUCGAAUAGUGUACCAAACUUGAGAGACCACUCACAAUAUGAACAAACAUUUUCAUUACCUCCUAUAAAUAAAAUGAGUGAAUCCUAUUUAGAUGGAUUAUUAUCUGAAUUAGGAGGAAUGAGGCUAAAUCAACGUACGUUAUCGGAUCCGCACCAGCAGCAGGAUGUACCUUAUUGGUUGAAUGAUCUCCUUGACGACGACGACGAGCCUGAACAAGAAGAGAAACUUGCUAAUUGUGUAAGCAGAAGUCAUAGAAGAUCAUCGAGUGACUCAAUAGCAUUCUUAAAUAAUAAAAAUAUUCUUCUUCAAGAUCCUGAUAGGAAUAUUAAUGUACCAGUAUUCUUUUCUUCUUCUAAAAAUAAAAACUACUGA